AUGGCAUCCAAGUACCAGCCGGUCCCGCCUCGCGAGAAGCAACGCCAAUUCCGCUUCAACGCCUCCAAAGCGCCGUCAACGCCGCCGCCUAGGCAGGCCGCCAAGACCAAGGCACAAAUCGGACGAGCGCCCUUGGAGCCGACAAAGCCGCCAGCGGCGGCAGGUUCGCCCAGGAAGCCGCACGCCAAGGCGUCGUCUGCGGGCGUCAAGACGCACGGCGGGCACGGCGGAGGGAAGGAGAACAGGAGCUCCAACUUCAACCCCGACAAGUACAAGCAGUCGCCGUGUGACAGGCGUUCGCCUGCCCUCGCUCGGUGGAAGGCCGGCCAGUGCUCCAAAGGCGACCUGUGCUGGUUCAGGCACGGACCACAGGACACGGCGACCGAGGUGCCGUACUUCGUUCUGAUGAUGCAUGUCGAGGAGGGGCUGUCAAAGCCCUCUCUCAUCCGCAAGGGUGCCGCUACCCGCUCCGAUUCCGCGUACAGCGAGUGCCACCUGUGCAUCGGGCCCGCCUCAAACGACUGCGCGCCUGAGGGCGCCCCCUCCGAAUCUGCAAACGUGCGAACGACCGAGCCGCUCGCCAGCGAGGCGGUCGAUUCUGGUGAGUCGAAGUCGACGGACGGCCCGGCCAGCCCCCGCAGCCCGGUGACCGUGAUGGAGCUCAGCCUCGAGCCGCCGCAGUUCCAGCCCGACCGAGGCCUCGUCCUCGACUCAGCGCCCCUCGCUUUCCCUCUCGAGCCAGUUCGUGAGACCCCGAGCGCAUGGGCGUGGGGUGGCUCGCCCUACCUUUUCUUUCAGCCCUCGCCGCCGCCGACGUCGCCGCCUCCACAGGACCUCCCCUGGCCCUGGCAGUGGUUCAGCGGCGGCGCAAAGGCGGCGCCUCCGAUCUGGGCGCUCCUGCUCGUCUCCGAGCUCCUUCCGGUGCCGUCAAUGUCGAUCCCACUCGCGCUGCUGGUGACACCAACCGACGGCGCAUCCGCAUGCUAA
Molecule: messenger RNA, 987 nt
Organism: Emiliania huxleyi CCMP1516
Lineage: Eukaryota; Haptophyta; Isochrysidales; Noelaerhabdaceae
Exons: 3
Coding region: 1-987 (328 amino acids)
Molecular function (GO): metal ion binding
Source: RefSeq, a predicted model, not a curated record